Mizuhopecten yessoensis (Yesso scallop) is the source of this 5581-nucleotide messenger RNA. Its product is annotated as contactin-like. The record is from RefSeq and is a predicted model, not a curated record. Gene Ontology annotation, cellular component: plasma membrane; axon. The coding region runs from base 65 to 3490 and encodes 1141 amino acids. Gene Ontology annotation, molecular function: protein binding. Lineage: Eukaryota; Metazoa; Mollusca; Bivalvia; Pectinida; Pectinidae. Gene Ontology annotation, biological process: axon guidance; cell-cell adhesion. The transcript has 22 exons.
AACUUGUAUUGUUUGUAGGAGUAAAUGGCUGACAAGUGGUGAGCAGGACCUCACCAUUGCACAGAUGUUCAGAUGGAUGGGGGAUUCUAGUGUCCUGAACGCGGACCUUGCACAGUUCAUGAGUUCUGGUGGUUCUGGCACAGUACUUGUCUUUACUUUUAAGGACGUAGAGUUCAAACUGGGACUGGCGGAAGUUAGCGACAAACUCAACUACAUCUGUGAGAUCAGCAUGGACAUGGCGUACAUGGUUCUGAACCAGGACCGUGAUUUCCGGUUUGGGACCUACAUUACAGAUGAGGAGGCGAUGACAUAUGGACCACAGUUUACCAAGAUGCCGGAGGAUGUGAUCAUGAUCGCAGCAUCAAAACAGGCCUACGUUGAUUGUAGGGCCAUGGGAAAUCCCCCACCUACCUACCGCUGGUUCCGUGGCGAUGACGAAAGACAAAUUAAUGAAGAGGUUUCUCCAUCCACAAGUGAGCGUUACACGUUAACUAAUGGAAAACUGACCAUUCAGUUGCCUAAUGAAGAGGAAGAUGCCGGGUAUUACAGAUGUGAGGUGGAGAAUAGAUUCGGAAAGAUCAUCAGUGACCCGAUACAGAUGUCAUUCGGCUUCCUAGCAGAAUUCUCCAAUGUCAAAGACGCCCCAGUGCCAGCUGUGGCCUACGAUGGGACAGUCGUGUCGUGCAGUGACAUCAAAUAUAAACCAGAUGUGGUAUAUAACUGGAUGAGACAGGGCUUCAGUGGUUCUGGGUUUGAAUACAUCUACACCGAACUGAUGCCCUACAUGUUUAUAUCUACCAAUGGCAAGCUGUACUUCACGGAGGUCACUCGGGUAGACGAGGCGGACUACUACUGUCAGGUGACACUGUCAGGAGUGUCAUCCACGGUCGUAGGAUCUAGCCAGCCACCCAGUAAAACAAGUCUUGCCAUAUCCCUCUCUGUUUCCGACUCAGCUGCCAGAGCUGACUGGGGCCCUAAUAUUCACAACGAUUUCAUUGCUGUCUUUCCUAAACCGCCGAUGAGAGGGGAGGAACUUCGCAUGGAGUGUUUUGCCUAUGGAUCAGCCAAGAACUACGAGAACUCCUGGUCAUACUCCUGGAGUCGUGCUGGUAAAGCUAUGCCGGCUGGUACCAAGUUUACAGAUCUCAAUCGUGUGCUGACCAUCGAAAACGUCCAGCGAGAGGACGAGGGCACCUACACAUGUGUGGUCAGUCGUGGAAAUGCAGCGAGUGAUUCAAAAUCGGUCACUAUAAACUUGGAAGCUCGACCUUAUUUCCUGGUUCCCCUGCGUGCCCAGCACAUUGAUGAAGGAGCCCAUCUGACUUGGCGCUGUCAGGCAGGAGGUCGACCAAUACCAUACUACACCUGGUACCGUAAUGGAGUUGAAAUCACCACUUCAACACCGGACAUGACCGUCAACAAGAACGUCCUUACCAUCACAAACGCUGACGCGGAACUUCACAAUGGCAUGUACCAGUGUGCCGCUACAAACAUCCAUGGAACAACCCUCAGUGGUGCACAGCUCCAGGUCUACUCCUUCGCACCAACCUUUGCAAAAUCCCCACCCAAGGAGAGUCAGGAUGCGGCUCUGCGUGGCAACCUCACGGUAGCCUGUAACCCAGAGGCUGCUCCUAAGGCAGAGAUUCAGUGGCUUAAAAAUGGGAACAUGCCACUCUCGACAGGAGGAAACAUCCAGAUCCUGGUCAAUGGAUACCUGCACAUCAGUAACAUCAACUCCAAUGAUGCAGGAAUCUACACCUGUAAGGCAACUAAUAUACACGGAGAGGCACAGGGCUCGACUAGGGUCUACGUCAGAUUGGGCACAACAAUUAACAGGAUACUGGGACCUAAGAGUCAGGUCAACCUGAAUGACACAGCCUUCCUUCGGUGUGAAGCUUCCUACGACCCUGUUCUGGAUCUCAUGUAUGCUUGGAAAUUCAAUGGAAGAGAAUUGGAUAUUGAGGACGAUGUACAUUACACACUGGGUACCCAUUCCAACACCAGAGGGUUGUACAUCAAAAAUGUGCAGUUUAAACAUGAGGGACAAUAUGAGUGUAUAGCUAGGACCCCCCUCAAUGAAGCCGUCUCUGCUGGGGUACUCACAGUGCUGGGACCCCCCGGAGAAUGUGGAGGGGUGUUUGCCGAUCCCCACACUGUCACGACAACCACCAUACUCCUGUACUGGUUUCCUGGGGAUGAUAAUGGCCGUCCCAUUGACUACUAUAUCAUACAGGCUGAAGCUGUUAUACAACCAAAUGUCUGGUUCACCGUCCGUGCCGGGGUGCCGGAUGUUGAAGCAGUUGUUGAUGGGAACGCACGGGGCAUGAGGUCAAUCAUGGUAUCAGGUCUGGAUCCUGGUAAUGGGUAUCGCUUCAGGGUACAGGCUGCCAACUCCUACGGUAUUGGCAUGCACAGCAAACCUUCCCAAAUUUACCAGACCAAGCCAGCUCCCCCGUCACGGGCCCCUACAGGUGUCAGUGGAGGAGGUGGAAGUGUGGGAGACCUUACUAUGGUCUGGAAGGUGCUCUCGCGUGUUUACAGAGGAGGACCUAACGUGAGAUACAUUGUGUAUUGGCGAACCUAUUCCACUGAUCCAAAUCACCAAUGGAGUAUGACAGAGGUUUCCAACGUAAAUACUACAAAGUAUGUCCAUCAGGUCGGUGAUACAAACUAUUACAUGAAGUAUGAGGUCAAAGUUCAGGCAUUUAAUGAUUAUGGCAAGGGACCUAACUCUACUGAGGUCAUCAUCUACUCUGCAGAAGGAUUACCCGCUGCUGCUCCUGAGAAGGUCAAUGCUGACGGGUUCAACUCGACAGCUAUGGAAGUGUACUGGAUAUCGGUUUCUGAUACGAGGGCAGCCAUGAAAGGCCUUGUCAGAGGUUAUCAGAUCAAUUACUGGGCUAAUAACAACGAUGAUCCGCCCCUGACAAAGUUCAUCCGUUACCAGGGACAACGAGAUACUGGCCUUGUGAUUGGUCUGGAAGCUGAUAGCUACUACUGGUUUAAUGUACAAGUAUACAAUACAGCUGGGCUGGGCCCCCGCAGCGAGAGAUAUACACAGGAAACUAAAAAUCCAGCUCCUUUCCUGUACCCACAGGAGGCCCAUGUUCAUUCUAACGGGGCCGAGUCUGUCAAGCUCACCUGGAGGGGUAUCAGUACCUCAGUGGCAGAGGACACCCUCAGGGGAUACAUGAUUUACUUCUGGCAAGCUAAUGAGAAUUACCGUACUGCUACGGAGGUGAGAGUUGACAGAAAGCCAACCGAGUACAUCCUCCAGGGACUGAAGAAAAACAUUGUGUAUGCUGUAAGAAUAGCCGGAUACAGUGGAGGGGGUGCUGGCAAAAAGUCACCAACGGUCUUCUUCACUCUAGGUGGUAUGGUGUACGUAGAUCCGACACUGACUGAAAUCCGUGCCUCGGCGUCCUCCAUUUCCUCGUCGUUUGUUUAUGUUCUCUGUGUCGCCAUAGUGACACUACUGUCCCAGAAAUGAGUGCUGAGAGGUUGUGCCUUCUGAAACUAGAGAACACAUACAUCUGUUUUUUUUUUAUCAAGGCCACUUGAUUCUAAGAAAUUCCAUGUAUCUGAUAAUAGGAUAACAUCAUAUGUACAUUUUACAUUCCUGUAGUGUGUCGAUGCAUUCGUUGCCAUGUGUAGAAUUCAUUUACUAUGUACUUGAAGUGCAAGUUGUUAAAAUGUUGAAAAUGAGAGAAUGAUUAUGAGAAUGUACACAAAUUAUGAAAUCUUUGUUUAUAUAUAAAUAUAUAUUUUAAAUGUCUGUUCACAUCAAAAAAUAAAAAUGAAUAUUUUUUUUACCACUAUUGAAAAUAUUUUCAUCCAAGAUCAUAUUUUUGUAUAUGAAUCAUUCAAGUUGUGUUGUGAAUGUGACUUUAAAACAGACUCCGUAUUAAUUUUGUAUCUAUUACACAGAGUAUUACAGCAGUGUUAGUGCUACAACAGAGGAAUAAAACUCCAGUCAAUCUAGGUAAAUAUGUACUGGGUGUGUAAAUACGUACAAAAAUAUAUCUGGUAUGUAAAUAGAAGUGCAAGGUGUGUAAAUAAGUAUAAAUGUACAUAUUUAUCAUAUACUUGUCCCAGAUAUGAUCUGUCCAUCUUGUACCAUAUCUUUUUUACUGGUCAAGUAUAUAAUAGGUUAUAUGACAGUUUCCAUAUCCUACCCUUGGAUCUCCCUGGGAUCUCCCUGGGCGUUACGGAGAUCUCCAAGCUACCUACCUACAACAUAAUCUCCAGAAUGCAUAUUUGACCAUUUUUAUUUUCGUCCACUUUUCACAUAAGUAACACUACAUAAUCAUGAAUUCUCCCUCAUUAUGGAGGGCGGACAGGGUAAGAUUUAAAGUGUGGUAAUGUUUCUCAUAGAGUAUCUAUCCUGUUGUUACAUCCGUGUUCUUAUUCCCUAUAAAAUCAUUGUGUUAAUAUUUUAUAAAGUAAGGUGAACAUAAUAAUUGAUCAGGAUGAAAUUGUAUGAAUGUGUUUGAAAUGGACUGAUAAUUGUUGCAUUAUUUACUAAUUACUGUAUAUUGCUUCAUUUUAGGAUAUUUCAAUUUGAGGAGACUAAUCUGCCAGUUUUUAAUCUAUCUAUCAUAAUAUCAUUCUUAAUUCAGCUGUUCUUAAAUAACACCUAGACAUAACCUGGUAGUUUGAACACGUGAAAACAUUUAAUAUAUUACAUGCAAUGAUCAUAGAAAAUAUACGCAUCUUGCAUUUGAUUGCUUUUAAGAAGAUGGUUAAAUCUUACAAAGUCAAUUAGAAAAUCUGAAUCCAAGCAAUUUCAAGUUUUCAAUAAUUUUUAGCAUUUCCCAUGUGUGCUAGUUUAGUCAUAGACAAAGCUUGAAAGAAAUUCAUGUAUAAAAAUUCUAAGGUUUGAUUCUGAAAAUAGGCUGCAGGAUCUAUGAACACAGUACAGGCCAGAUAGUGGUAAGGUGAGGUGUGGUUCAUUGUAAUGGGGUCUACUAUAAGGUUUAGGUUGUCAUAUAGUGACAAGAGAAAUAUUUUUUUGCUUGGUGCAAUAUGCUUAAUGCAUAAUACAAUUAAUACAAUAUGUCUAUCAUACACUAUUGUAUAUGAUGUAAAAAGGUAACAUUCAUACAAUACUCUACCUACUGUUUUAUAUAGGAAAACCAAUAUUACACUAUAAGAGGCUGAGAGCAAUGUAAUAACGACUUAAGAACAUAGUUUUUUCAACACUGUGACACAACAGACCAGAUGUCACAGAAAACAGUUGGUCCUCUGCUGUCUGGAAUGCUGCUUCUUUGUCAACCUAAAUUAUUCUGUUACAAACACAAUGAGUAUGUAUGCAAGUAGGAAGAUUAUAAGUGAUGACCACGCUGUAUUUAGGUUACAUAGAACUGGAGAAAGUUCUCGUGAUAGACUACAGACUUAGUGUGAUAUCACGGAAUAGAAACUACAGACUUAGUGUGGUAUCACAUAUAGAAAUCCAACCUCUGUAACUAUCUGUGAUCAUAUUUUUGUACUUUUAGCAAUGUCAUAGCAAUAUUCAGUCCCCAUUGAUGCUUUAUUAUAUAAAAAUGUCACCAAAUCAAUAAAAUCUAAUCAUUUUUUAAUA